Choloepus didactylus (southern two-toed sloth) is the source of this 4998-nucleotide messenger RNA. Its product is annotated as cytochrome P450 26B1. Gene Ontology annotation, biological process: sterol metabolic process. The transcript is spliced from 8 exons. Lineage: Eukaryota; Metazoa; Chordata; Mammalia; Pilosa; Megalonychidae. The record is from RefSeq and is a predicted model, not a curated record. Gene Ontology annotation, molecular function: oxidoreductase activity, acting on paired donors, with incorporation or reduction of molecular oxygen; monooxygenase activity; iron ion binding. The coding region runs from base 630 to 2168 and encodes 512 amino acids.
AGCGUCAGCGGCCCUGGACGCCUUACUGGGAGGGGGAAGGAACCUCGGGAUCUUGUAGGGUGAGACCUCCGGGAGGAGGUGGACGCGCUACCUAGGCAUCCCGGGGUUUUGAGGUGCAGAGACCAGGGAUGGAGGACUCAGGCUGCGGGGGACUGAGAGUGGCGAAUAAGAGGAUCGAGGGAGAUCGCAGCCGGCAGGGUCCCCCGGGAUGGGACUUCGGGACCCUAGACAAAGGUUCGGGGGCUUUCGCCGGGACCUCCACCGCGGGAGCGACGGGCCUCGCGGGACCGCCCGGAGCGCGAGGACGGGACCGGGGAACCGAGACGGAGGCAAAGUGGGAAGAAGGUGCAGGGCGCAGCGAGACGCCGGCGAGAAGGAAGAGGAGGCGAGAGGUGAACUGAGUUUGAUCCUGCGGCGGCGGCUACAAGCAUUUUUACCCCCUCCCUCUCUCUGCUCCCCUCGCAGCCUCCACUCCCCUUCCCUCGGACCCUUUCUCCUCCUCGGUUUCGGCUUGAGGUGCCAGGACCCCCGGCCGCAACCUCCCCUCCCCCGCCGCUCCGGUCCCCUCCCGCCAGCCCUCCCCUCCCCCGCCGCGGCGGGCACAGCCAAUCCCCCGAGCAGCCGCCAACAUGCUCUUUGAGGGCUUGGAGCUGGUGUCGGCGCUGGCCACCCUCGCCGCGUGCCUGGUGUCGGUGACGCUGCUGCUGGCCGUGUCGCAGCAGCUGUGGCAGCUACGCUGGGCUGCCACCCGCGACAAGAGCUGCAAACUGCCCAUCCCCAAGGGCUCCAUGGGCUUCCCGCUCAUCGGAGAGACCGGCCACUGGCUGCUACAGGGUUCCGGCUUCCAGUCGUCGCGGAGAGAGAAGUAUGGCAACGUGUUCAAGACGCACUUGUUGGGGCGGCCGCUGAUCCGGGUGACGGGCGCGGAGAACGUGCGCAAGAUCCUGAUGGGCGAGCACCAUCUCGUGAGCACCGAGUGGCCGCGCAGCACGCGCAUGCUGCUGGGUCCCAACACGGUGGCCAACUCCAUCGGCGACAUCCACCGUAACAAACGCAAGGUCUUCUCCAAGAUCUUCAGCCACGAGGCCCUGGAGAGUUACCUGCCCAAGAUCCAGCUGGUGAUCCAGGACACUCUGCGAGCCUGGAGCAGCCACCCCGAGGCCAUCAACGUGUACCAGGAGGCACAGAAGCUCACCUUCCGCAUGGCCAUCCGAGUGCUCCUGGGCUUCAGCAUCCCCGAGGAGGACCUCGGACACCUCUUCGAGGUUUUCCAGCAGUUCAUGGAGAACGUCUUCUCCCUGCCUGUCGACUUGCCCUUUAGCGGCUACCGGCGGGGCAUCCAGGCCCGGCAGAUCCUCCAGAAGGGGCUGGAGAAGGCUAUCCGGGAGAAGCUGCACUGCACCCAGGGCAAGGACUACUCAGACGCACUGGACAUCCUCAUCGAGAGCAGCAAGGAGCACGGCAAGGAGAUGAGCAUGCAGGAGCUGAAGGACGGGACCCUGGAGCUGAUCUUCGCAGCCUACGCCACCACGGCCAGCGCCAGCACCUCGCUCAUCAUGCAGCUGCUGAAGCACCCGGCCGUGCUGGAGAAGCUGCGGGAGGAGCUGCGCGCCCAGGGCAUCCUGCACAGCGGGGGCUGCCCCUGCGAGGGCGCGCUGCGCCUCGACACGCUCCGCGGGCUGCGCUACCUGGACUGCGUCAUCAAGGAGGUCCUGCGGCUCUUCACGCCCAUCUCCGGCGGCUACCGCACGGUGCUGCAGACCUUCGAGCUCGACGGCUUCCAGAUCCCCAAGGGCUGGAGCGUCAUGUACAGCAUCCGCGACACGCAUGACACGGCGCCGGUGUUCAAAGACGUGAGCCUGUUCGACCCCGAGCGCUUCAGCCAGGGGCGGAGCGAGGACAAGGACGGCCGCUUCCACUACCUGCCGUUCGGCGGCGGCGUCCGGACCUGCCUGGGCAAGCACCUGGCCAAGCUCUUCCUGAAGGUGCUGGCGGUGGAGCUGGCCAGCACCAGCCGCUUCGAGCUGGCCACGCGGACCUUCCCCCGCAUCACGCUGGUCCCCGUCCUGCACCCCGUGGACGGCCUCAGCGUCAAGUUCUUUGGCCUGGACUCCAACCAGAACAAGAUCCUGCCGGAGACGGAGGCCAUGCUGAGCGCCACGGUCUAAGCUGCCGCCCCCGCCGCCUCGCCCCCGCAGGCUGAGGUGUUGGGGGGCCGGGGUGGGCGGGUGGAAGGUAGAAACCUGUGUGGGGAGGGGGCCGGAGCCUGGAGGAGGAGGAGGAGCGGCCCCCCUAUUCCUUGCCCUCCUUUUUCCCCUGUCUCAGGCAACCCUUCCCGGAGACGGGGGCUCCCCUCCUGGCUCCGCUUCUUCCAGCCUCUCCGCAGUUCCCGCAGCUUAGCUCCUGGGAGAGGGCACAGCCGGCCGCCAGUGACAGUGUUACUUAGUGUCAGUCUGCUUGUGCUGCAGUGUUUGCCUGUGAUGUUCUCAAUUGGUCGUUUCCCUCCCUUUUUGAGGUCAAAUGGUUAGGAUGGGGGAGGGAAGGGAAACAGGGUGUGCCCACUUGGGCCCCUUCUUCAGCGUGGUCUCCCCCAAUCCCCAAAACAGCUUCGGGCUAAUAGAAGGCAAGUCAGUCUUGGCAGGGGCCGGGAGGCUGCAGCCAGUUUGGACAUUUGAAAUUACCUAUUGCUGCUACUUUUUCUCUUCCUGACCUUGGGGCCAGGAGCCCCAGGCCCUGUCCGCCCAGCAACCUCUUGGAGGCCCUGGGGCCCAGGCACUGAUAUCCUCCUCCCCCCCGGGGCCUGGAGUCAUGCCCUGGGCUCAUGGGCUACUGUCCACUCUCCCCAUAUUUAUUCACUGGUGUGACCAUAUCUUAGCAUUACUGGGGUCUGGAGCAAGCAUCUCCCCUGUACCCCAACCUCUGUCCCAGCUGUCCCAGGCAGAACUUGAGUGAGUAAAGAGGAAGACGUCACCGCUCUGCCUGGAAGUGGUCCCUGGGCCAGGGCUGAACCGCUUUCCCAGGGUCCAGAGUGAUUUGGGUCUAACCUCACAGCCUCACUCCCAGGUUGAAAUCGGAGCCUCCGUGUCUUUUCCCCUGGCAGCGAUGGGGAAAUGGCCCAUUGCCUCCCUCCCCCUUCUGUUAAAAACCAGAGAAUCUUGUGGAGGCUGCCAUGGUUUCCUGCUUGGCCACUGCUCACCCCAGUGCCCCCCUCCCCCGCCCCCGCUCCAGCCAGUGAGUCUGGGGAAGGAUACGGGUUCUGUGUUCUGACGGGGAGUGAGGGCCCCAUCUUCCCUUCCUCAACCCUCGUCCUUUGCCCUUAGCCCUUUGAAAGGUGUCCUUGAAGUCCCUUCCCACCUCGGUGCCACUGUCUGCUUAGCCCCGAGCGGGGGUGGGGUGGGAGUGGGGAUGAGAUGAAAGCCAGGGGGAGGUGAGCGCGGAAGGCGGCCCUCCCUCCAGCAGCUGCAGGGGAGGCUGCGCCGGCCAGGGAGGAGGAGGGUAUGUGUAGUUGGGUCAGAAGUGAUUUGUUUGAAAACUGGCCAGUCAGGGGAUGACCCAGGGAGGGGGGGAGGAGUCCUCCUGUCACUGGCAUUUGGAGUGUUGGCAAUUUGGGGCGCCUCCCGGGGAUGGUUUGGGGGCCUUUGCUGAGUCUCUAGGCAGUUUUGUCUGUUUUCAGGUUUGUAUCUGCUUUCCUUGUUCCCUGUUGGUUUGGGAUGGUCUAAGAGUAAUGACUUCUCUUUAGAAGAAAAUCAGAAACACCCGGAAUGAGAGAAAAGUCUGCGCUGACCCUCCUGCUUGCAGCUCCGCGGGCCCCUCCGGGCGGCCACUGAUGCGGAUUCUCAUGCUUGUUCCCUACUUUUUCACUAUUAAAAGUCAGCGCUGGACAGACCUUAUUGAUCAAAAGAAUUUGAAACUUAAAAAAAAAAAAAUGAGUGAAAUUCCCCCAAUCCCCUCCAAAUUCUGGAAGACAGACAAAAAUGUGGGAAGGCUCACCAAAGCUUGCAAAAGAGCUCCACGAAGCACCAGAACUUGUGACUUACAAAGAAGCCCGUGUCUGGAGGGUUUAUUCUCCUUUAAGCCGACCCAGUGGUUGGUGACCGGGUAUCUGGGAGUGGAGUGAAGGAGACCCCAGACAGGAAGUCACCUGGCCUGGCCCUGGCAGGGCGUGGGGGCCUGGGGGGGCCAGCCUGGGAGGGGGCGGAGGAGGGAAGCAGAGGGCGAAUCCCUGUGAGGGGGGAAGGGAGGGGCAUUUGCCCCACUCGGUCUCGAAGGCAAAGAAAGAGAAGAGAACCGAGGAAAGCUCUUGACUGGCUGACAGAGGAGCCCCACGUUGCACUGCACCCCCACCCCCCUAGAUAGCUAUCGCGACAUCGUGUCUGUGUGCGCAUCUGUGUGUGUUUCAUAGAGGUAGCGUUAGAUGGGUGACGUCUUCUCACUUACCAUUCCUAACUAUUGUAACUUGACUAAUUAAAAAAAGGAAAACCCCACAAAACUUUUCCACCACGAGCUUCCAGAUUGAAGCACUUUUGAUGUUGGGCGCUGGCGUUUGUGUUCUGGGCACCCACCCUGCCCCUGCCCAGAUGGCUGUAAUAUUAUUUUAUACACAAGACUUUUUUUUUUUCAUAAAUGUUAUAAUUUUGUGUCUGUCUUUAUAAACUAUUAUAAGUACUAUUUUUGUUAUAAUUCAAAAUAGAUAUUUAGUAUAAAGUUUCUGCUGUUAAAUAUUUGUUAUUUAGUAAAAUAUGGAUUUGUUUUCUUUAUUGUAAACUUGGUUCAAAAUAAUAUGUUUUUAUCACAGUUGUUUUAAUAUUGAAAAAGCAUUUGUGCAUUUUGUUUUGAUAUAUGAAACUGGUGCCGUGUUUGCUGUCAUGUGGUUUUUAAUCUGUAUAUAAUAUUCCAUGUUGCAUAUUAAAAAAAAAAUGAAUGUUGUGCAUUUUGUGAUUUUGGAAAUACUCAAUGUGGCUUUUUUAUAGGCUUCCAUAAUAAAGCGUGGGGACUCGC